Messenger RNA from Clunio marinus, 555 nucleotides. The record is from the annotation of a GenBank genome assembly. NCBI's taxonomy places the organism in Eukaryota, Metazoa, Arthropoda, Insecta, Diptera, Chironomidae.
AUGAGUCGUAAUUCUCUUCUUAUGCGUGUUCGUCAAGUGGCAUCGCCACGCAAGUCAGCAAUGGCACGACUUGAACGAGUUCAAAAGAUUAACAAAGUCAGCAAGUCUUUAUUCGGACCCGUCAUUAAAAGUGAAUUCCGAAGAUUCGCUCAGAUGGAAAUGACCAAAUACCAGUUACAGGCAUCAUAUAAGUGGAGCUUUGACUUUGCAAAAGAAUCACCGAUUGCACACGUUAACAGUCAACUGAAAUGGGAACCAACGUCGCUGUCAAAUAUUCCCAAAUUUUAUCAUCACACCACCCAUUCGAUGGGAUUGUCAUCACACUACCAGCCAAUAACUGCACUCGAGUCAUCAAACAGACAUGUUCAGAUGUUCACUGGAUGUGAAAAUAUUUGUCCUUUGAUGCAGAACAUCAGUGAACCUUCAAUUAUUCUUCAGAAUCCUCUGUCAGUUAGUAAACGGAAAACUGUCGCAUCAACGAGUUUUGCAACAAAAAAAGUGUGUGGAAGUCAACGAAAAAUUACAGGUAAGUCUAUAAACACAUUCCAGAAGUAA